This is a messenger RNA of Oppia nitens, 1477 nucleotides long. RefSeq lists its product as uncharacterized. The transcript is spliced from 4 exons. The coding region runs from base 163 to 1425 and encodes 420 amino acids. Lineage: Eukaryota; Metazoa; Arthropoda; Arachnida; Sarcoptiformes; Oppiidae. The record is from RefSeq and is a predicted model, not a curated record.
UGAUUUUUAAUUUUAUGCAAUUAUUGUAAUUUUGUAAAUAAAAAUAAUUAUAAUAAUGUAUAAAUUUGCUUAGUUUUUAAAACAAGUAUUUUUUAAUUUAAUCAUUUUAUUUAUAUUCGAUUGUUUUUUAUUUAUCUUCAACAUAAUAAUUAUAUUAUACAAAUGUGGAUAUCAUAUUCAAUAGUAAUUUUAUUAAUAGUGUCGUUGUUUGAGAUCCCAGUGUCGACACUUGACUUUUGUGAGACUUAUUUAGAAAACGGUCAGCAAAUUCACUACGGAUUUAGACGACUAAAACUGGAUGAAAGGGAUUCAGUUUAUUACAUGUUUAUUGGCACCCAUUACUGGGACCUGGAGUUUGACAACAAUAUCGAUCACACACUUAAAUCGGUUAGUUUGUGGCGCACAGAGAGCAGACAAUCUCAGCACUGGUACGGAAGUCAUUAUUCAAUGGCUCUGUGUUUGUGGCGACCAAUAGAACAGUACUGUGUUUUUGGACUCAUAAAUAGUAAUAAAACGCUAAUAGACUUCAGGGUACGUGUGCCACAUGCACAACAUGAUCGUAGGGUCAAAGGUUACGACAAGAUAGCCGAAACCAGUAUCGAGUUUAACGAUAAUUUUGAUCCGUCGAUAGUAUUUGUGCCAAACGGUGGACAGUUUACAGGAAAAUAUGCAGUUUUUGUUGAACAAAAAAGUGUCAGUUUUAAUCAUUUUGUAACAAACACUCGGUUGUAUGAGUUUGACGACAAUUUUAAGGGCCGUUAUGUCGUAUGUAACCUAACCUAUUGCGAUGAUAUCUAUCCAAAAGUACUCACAGAAUUAGACCAAAAUCUGGUACUGUUGUCUGUUUGGGGUCAGGAAGGGUUGGCUAGAAAUAAAAACUUAACACUUGGAUAUAUUAAUGGAUUAAUGUUAGUCUUCAAGUUUGACAAAAUUAUCAAAUAUUGUUGGACACCCGACACCAAACUAAGUGAUAAUUGCAAAACUGCAAAUUUAAAGACAUUGAUUGACUGUACCAAUACUACAGUCAAUAUUAUAACAACAACACCCGAAACCCAACAACACCAACAUAUAUAUAUCAACGACACGGACAUUGAAUUGUUAGAAAACUUUCCUAACUUUUCCGAAGACGUUGUUACCACCGAUCCACUAGUAAUUAAUGAUGAUAUAACUGCCCAACCAUUAGGAAGUGAUGAUAGUUAUAAUAAACACGACAACACCGUUGCCAGUAAAGCCUGGAUUUAUGCUAUCGUUGGCAUCACUGCACUGGUAGUCUCCUUAUUAAUAGGUGCAGUAAUUUAUAAGGCCAUCAAAUACAAAAUUAACAAAAACAACGGUGAUAUCGAUCUGGAAGUACUGGAAGAUCAACUGUCAGAAGUGGUAGCCGAAGGUCAGACUAAUGACAAUUGUGCCGAAAAUCCCAAAUAAUAAUAAUAAAUAUAUUUUGUGACACUUAGAGACUUAGAGACAUUAAUUUUGU